AUGUCUUUCUUCUCCAGGAAGAAGCAUCAACAGCAACAGCCAAGCCAGGCCCCCUCCACCGUCACCGUCGCGCAGACACCGAGCCAGGCAUUGGCCCAGCUUAAACAACCUUCCGGUAGCAUUGGCGGGAGUAAUGACGGCCACGCUAUGGGCAGUCUGAAGAACGAGAGCCCGUUGGAUUCUGCCAGCAAUUUCCAACGCCCCUCUCCCACCGCACAAUCACAGCGAACAGCAAGUCCCCAGCAGCAACAGCUAGCCACGACUCCGCCGUCACACCAGUCGGUUGGAAAUCCAAUGGCCCAGCAGCAACAGCAAGCGCCACAGCAACCGCCCCAGCAAUCUCAGCGACCGGGCUACCCUUGGGCAGUAAAGCGCCUCAGCCUCCUCCCACCCGCUGUUCUCCCCAAGCCAGGCGCCGUACCACCCUCCUCACCGUCGCCGUCACCUUUCCCACGGUAUGGCCACGCCCUGCCCGCCAGCCCUACCGUUGGAGGCGAGCUCUACCUGUUCGGAGGUCUGGUCAGAGAAUCAGCAAGGAACGACCUAUAUGUCAUUCACACCAAGGACAACACUGCCCAGUUGGUUCAAACUGCCGGCGAGCCUCCGAGCCCGCGAGUAGGGCACGCCUGUGCUCUCGUGAGCCAGGUAUUGAUUGUGUGGGGAGGGGACACGAAGAUGGACACUUCGAUGUCUGGCCCAGCUGGGCGAAUGCCUGGACGACCUGGAGACAAGUUGGAUGAUGCACUGUAUCUACUCAACAUUUCUAUCAAAGAGUGGACCAAGGUUGUGGCAGGUCCAGGACCAAUAGGACGGUACGGACAUGCUGUGACUAUGGUUGGCUCCAGGUUCUUCGUGUUCGGCGGUCAGAUUGACGGCGAAUUUUUCAACGAUUUUUUUGGCGGCACUGAUGGAUCGUAUCACUACAAUGAUACAUGGGCCUUUGAUCUUAAGACUUGCAGGUGGACAGAACUCCAAUGCAUUGGGUUCAUUCCGUCCCCGAGAGAGGGACAUGCCGCUGCAUUGGUUGAUGACGUCAUCUACAUAUUCGGUGGAAGGGGUGUCGAUGGCAAGGAUCUGAACGAUUUGGCUGCCUUCAAAAUUUCCAAUCAACGAUGGUACAUGUUCCAAAACAUGGGCCCCUCGCCCAGCGGUCGAUCUGGCCAUGCCAUGGCCUCACAAGGAAGUCGGGUGUGGGUUCUUGGAGGCGAGAGUUUUACUCCUUCCGUGAACGAAGACCCAAAUAGCUUCCACGUCCUGGACACAAAGCAUAUCCGGUAUCCUGAUCCAAAUCGAGGACCACCGCCCCCAGCCACUGUACCGCCUGCCAACCAAAACACUGCUAGGAAACCAUCGCUGACCGGUUUGGCGGGUAACGGACCUUCACCCGCCCAGCAAGUUGCGCAAAACGCAAGUACAGCCGUGAAUGGCCAGCGCUCCAUGUCACCUGCGAUGGAGAGAGAAAGUAUGGAAGACCCUCGUCGCGCCGUUUCUCCUCCCAAUGGAAGGUCGACAAAACCCAAUGGCGUCGCUCAACCGUCCCAACUGUCUCAACAAGCGCCUAUUGGCACACCCGCUUCGUACGAUCCCAAGGGAAAGGCCCCUGUGCGCCCCCACAGAGACGAGAAUCUUGACCUUGACGAUGGCUACGACAAUGGCACCACUGAAUCUUUCACCGGAAGAGACCGUGCUAUGUCGCCCGACGCUGCGCAAAGAGCACGAAGCCCAGCCCAGCAAUCACAACACACUGCUGGCAGUCGUGCCAUUUCCCCUGACCAGCAACAAGCUCAACAGCAGCCUAUGAUGUCCGUGGUGAAUGGCGUCACUGGGCGCUCUUCGCCUGCCGUGGCACACUCGGCUACUGGGCGUGCCUCCCCUCUCACUACAGGUCGAUCGUCACCUCUGACUACGAUGGGCAACGCUACUGGUCGCGCCUCUCCCGUCGUCGACAGGGCCAAACCUGCUCAACCUCCCGAAGGCUAUUACGCUCAACAGCAAAUUGCUCAGCAACAGAACGGUUACCCACGGCCCAUGUCCCGUGGCCAUGGAGGCAGCGGUUCCGUCGGAAAUGUGGCUGCAGACUUGAUCCGUGACCUCAAAGCGAAGGAUAUUGAGCUGGACGACAUGAAGAAGCAGAUCACUUGGUUGAAGACAGCCCUUUCAAAAGCUAGCAAGGCUGGAUUCGUUCCAGAGGAAGAUGAAGGUGCCGAAGUACCCCCACUCAACUCCCGAACGUCGCCAUUGGACGAGUCGAGCGAAGGGAAAUAUGCAGAGUUGGCCUUGCGGUUCAAGCAGUUCAAAGCGCAAGUUCAGGCGUCGAUGGUCGAGCAAGCCAGGCAAAUGUCGGAGAAGUUGGCGGAGGCCGAACGGGGGAAGACCACUGCUGCACAAGAAGCGGCCUGGUACCGUGCCAAACUAGCGGCUGUCGAGGCUGGUAACGAGAGCGAAUCCAGCCGCAUGGAACGUGACCGUAUCAUCGACCUCGAGCGGCAUUUGUCUGCUUUGAUGAACGAGCGAUGGAGCCAGGAUAGGAUGAUGAGGGAAAUGAGCGAUUCCUUGGCUCUACAAACUAUGCUUUACGAGCAAGCUGAAGCGCGAGCCAACGAGGCCGUCAAGCACAUCGAAAAGGCCGACGACUCUUACAACCGAACAGUCCAGAUGUACAACGAUUUGCUCGAUCAGCACGAUGCCCUCGAAGUCAAGCUUCGCGAAGCUACCGACCGACUACUGCAGCAGAGCUCACUAUUGGAACAACGAGAAGCCGACGAAGUCGGCUUACGGAGCCAAGUCGACGAGCUCCUACAAGCACGAGAUCAACACGUUCGGGCCCUCGAACAAGCACAAGCUGCUUUGGCGGCCUCUGCAUCUCGCACUGAAGAACUCGAUCUGCAACACACACGCGCCCAAGAACGUAUUCGCCUUCUUGAAGCAGAUUUGGCCGAGGCCAAGACCGACUUGGAAAAGAAGACGAUGGAGGAACAGAUGGCCAGGGAGCGAUUGACCGACGUCGAGAACGCCUGGGCCAAGUCUCGCGAAGAAGCCGACUCACUUCGGGCAUUGACCACUGGUGGUUUAGGCGAGCUACUCGACUCCCAUCGUGGGCUCAAGGCUGAUGAAGAGCGAAUGCUCCGCGGUCACUCUGAGAAACUGCAAGCUGUCGAGGCGGAGGCUCAACAAUUGCGCUUGUUACUUCGCGAAGCGAACAAGCGGGUGGACGAUGUCCAGGAGAAACUUAACGAGGAACGACGACGAGGCCACAACCACGAGCUCGAGCAAUGCCAACUUCGCGCUCAACUUGUGACUUUGCGCGCCCAGCUUACCCGCGCAUUCUCCGAAACCGGCAACCUGCGCAAGGAGCUCGCCGAGAAGGAGAAUGCCCUGCAGGAGAAGGGUAAGAGUCUCAACGACGCAAGCGUCAAACUCGCCGUCCUUCGCGGCUACGCCUCUGAGAACGGGGUCUCCGUGGAGGAGGACGACUUACGCCCCUCGUCACGUGCUAACGGUGCCGCUUCCCCUGUGGUCCAAGACCUGGAAUCCCGACUCGCUGAGAAGACUCGUCAACAUGAUAACCUCCAACGUGAACUUGUCCAGGUCAACAGGAAAUUCCGCGAUGCAGAAGCCCAGGUUACCGACCUUUCCAUUCAGCUCAACCAAGCCCGAUCAGGUCAAAGUCCAACGAACAACGGCGACGCUGACACUGAUGCUCGUGUGGCCGAGAUGGAGAAGAAGCUGGAGGAGACUGAGCGAACCUACAAGGACCGGCUGCAUCAGAUGGAGGAGGACUACCAGAUCGCUGUUCAUUACGUCAAGGGAACUGAGAAAAUGAUGCGCAAAAUGCGUGAUGAGCUGAACAAACAGAAGAACAUCAACCAGCAACUGCAGUCGGAGGCUGAAGGUCACAAACGCUCCGGGUCUAGGUCCGUGAACGGCCGCAACACUCCUUCUGAAGAUGACUCUGGACUCCGCGCACAACUGGUUGACACGCAACGUCAGGCCCAGCGUAUUCAGAACGAGAACAAGGAACUUCGUCUCCGCCUGGAAAGCCUGGAGAAGGACUUGUCCAACCUUCGCGAGUCCCUCGUUUCCUCGCAACGAGAGUCAGACGACCGAAUGCUCCAGAUCGAUGAGCUCAACCAUGAAGUCGAGCGACUUAAGGCUUCUCUGGUCAUUGCCCGUGGUGGUCACGACGAGACCCUUCUCGAGAAGCUGAGCAGCGAAAAUACUACCCUCCGUCGCGAAAACGAACAGUUACAACACAAGAUCCGUCUACUCCUAGAGGUUGACCAAUCGCCAUUCGGUCAACGACCCUUGUCGGGUGUUUCUGGACGCAGAGCAAGCACGUCAAGUUCAGAGAAUGCCCUCGCCUUUGAGCACCUAUCCAACGAACUCGAAGACUGGCAAAGGCAGCUGGCUAGCUCGAUGAGCACGCGCAGACCGCUGAGCGACUUCGACUCGACCCCAACAGGACCUGAGAGAGCCAGGUCUCCUCGGUCAUAACAUUCGUUCCUUUCAUCUAUGUAUAUCUUGUAUAUACCCCUUGUGCGCGUCGUUUUCAUACAUUCGUUUGGAUUUUGUCACAGUACAGUAUUUGCUCCUUUUACUCAUAUGCUUUGUCUUGGUAUUCACGUAGUCAUUUUCUCGUUCGUUCAAAAUUAUAUAGCUCAUGACUGUCACGCUCCAGAUAUUAUCCGUAUUUAUUAGCCUCAAAACCAUCGUU
This is a messenger RNA of Coprinopsis cinerea okayama7#130, 4714 nucleotides long. RefSeq lists its product as hypothetical. Lineage: Eukaryota; Fungi; Basidiomycota; Agaricomycetes; Agaricales; Psathyrellaceae. The record is from RefSeq and is a predicted model, not a curated record. The transcript has 8 exons. The coding region runs from base 1 to 4494 and encodes 1497 amino acids. Gene Ontology annotation, molecular function: protein binding.